AUGCCCAUCUCGAUGUUGCUCCGCUCCUCUGCUGUUCUGCUCAUCUACAUUUCCAAUCUCCUGCUGUUCCAAUCCUCUCCUGUUCCACUCCUCUGCUGUUCCGCUCCUCUCCUGUUCCGCUCCUCUCCUGUUCCGCUCCUCUCCUGUUCCGCUCCUCUCCUGUUCCGCUCCUCUCCUGUUCCGCUCCUCUCAUGUUCCGCUCCUCUCAUGUUCCGCUCCUCUCCUGUUCCGCUCCUCUCCUGUUCCGCUCCUCUCAUGUUCCGCUCCUCUCCUGUUCUGCUCCUCUUCUGUUCCGCUCCUCUCCUGUUCCGCUCCUCUCCUGUUCCACUCCUCUCAUGUUCCGCUCCUCUCCUGUUCCGCUCCUCUCAUGUUCCGCUCCUCUCCUAUUCCGCUCCUCUCCUGUUCCGCUCCUCUCCUGUUCCGCUCCUCUCCUGUUCCACUCCUCUGCUGUUCCGCUCCUCUGCUGUUCCGCUCCUCUGCUGUUCUGCUCCUCUGCUGUUCCGCUCCUCUGCUGUUCCGCUCCUCUGCUGUUCCGCUCCUCUGCUGUUCCGCUCCUUUGCUGCCUUGGCGGACAUGUUUGGAGACCCAGCCAAUGCACCCGGCUUUGUGCUGAAGCCACGCAUGGACACUGACCCUGAAACCGGCCAGCGACGCUACUCCACCCCAGAGACGGGCACAUGGUGGCAUAAUGCCCAGGUAUGCCGCAUUUGCGCACCUGCAACUAACACCUCAUGA
This is a messenger RNA of Closterium sp. NIES-65, 735 nucleotides long. NCBI's taxonomy places the organism in Eukaryota, Viridiplantae, Streptophyta, Zygnematophyceae, Desmidiales, Closteriaceae. The record is from the annotation of a GenBank genome assembly.